Messenger RNA from Nicotiana tabacum (common tobacco), 3606 nucleotides. The record is from RefSeq and is a predicted model, not a curated record. NCBI's taxonomy places the organism in Eukaryota, Viridiplantae, Streptophyta, Magnoliopsida, Solanales, Solanaceae.
CGAAAAGCCAAAAAUAAAACUCUUAUUCCUUCAAUCUUCCCUCCUCCAGCAAAUUUCGGGUUUUUAAGAUCAAUUACUCCUACUGCAUAAUCUCUUUCCUUUUUUUCUCCGUAUUUACCUUAUAUGACACUCAUAUAUCCAUAUAUGUCAUAUAAAUUGCUAAAGAUGUUUGGUUUAGAGCAAGGCAAAAUCAACAGAAAGUUUUGAUUCUUCACAUUGGUUUAAAAAAAGGGGGGUUUUGGGUUUCACUUGUUAGGGGAUUGUUGGUGCUAUGGCUACUGCGGAAGCCCUUUAUGUGAUUCCUUCAGCUGUUCUACGUAACCUUUCUGAUAAGCUCUAUGAGAAGCGCAAGAAUGCUGCUUUGGAGUUGGAAGGGAUUGUUAAGCAAUUGGCUGUAGCGGGUGAUCAUGACAAGAUUACAGCGAUAAUCAAUUUGUUGACACAAGAAUAUACCUACUCGCCUCAAGCUAAUAAUCGGAAAGGAGGGUUGAUCGGAUUGGCUGCCGCGACAGUUGGUUUGACUUCAGAAGCAGCACAGCACCUUGAGCAAAUUGUGCCGUCAGUCUUGAACUCUUUCUCGGAUCAAGAUAGCAGAGUUCGAUAUUAUGCAUGCGAAGCUCUCUAUAACAUUGCAAAGGUUGUGCGAGGAGAUUUCAUUGUGUUCUUCAAUCAGAUUUUUGAUGCUUUAUGUAAGCUUUCAUCCGAUUCAGAUGCCAAUGUGCAGAGUGCUGCUCAUCUUUUGGAUAGGCUUGUGAAGGACAUUGUCACGGAGAGCGAUCAAUUUAGCAUUGAAGAAUUUAUUCCAUUAUUGAGAGAGAGAAUGAAUGUCCUCAACCCUUAUGUCCGCCAGUUUCUCGUUGGUUGGAUCACGGUUCUAGACAGUGUUCCAGAUAUUGAUAUGCUCGGUUUUCUUCCUGAUUUUCUUGAUGGAUUGUUUAAUAUGUUGAGUGAUUCCAGCCACGAAAUACGGCAACAAGCUGAUUCUGCACUUUCAGAGUUUCUACAAGAGAUUAAGAACUCUCCAUCUGUAGAUUAUGGUCGCAUGGCUGAGAUACUGGUUCAAAGAUCAGGUUCACAGGAUGAAUUUACGCGGCUGACCGCUGUCACUUGGAUAAAUGAGUUUGUGAAACUGGGUGGAGACCAACUUGUCCCUUAUUAUGCUGACAUUCUGGGUGCAAUUUUGCCCUGUAUAUCUGAUAAAGAAGAGAAAAUAAGAGUCGUUGCACGUGAAACGAAUGAAGAACUUCGAGGAAUCAAGGCCGACCCAGCUGAGGGAUUUGAUGUAGGAGCAAUUCUCUCCAUUGCUAGGAGGCAGUUGUCAAGUGAAUGGGAGGCAACACGUAUUGAAGCAUUACACUGGAUGUCAACCCUGCUAAAUAGACAUCGGUCAGAGGUCUUAGUUUUUCUGAAUGAUGUUCUCGACACUCUUCUGAAGGCACUCUCAGAUCCCUCCGACGAGGUAGUGCUUUUGGUGCUUGAGGUGCAUGCAUGUAUAGCUCAAGAUACACAACACUUCCGCCAGCUUGUUGUUUUCCUAGUUCACAACUUUCAGCUUGAUUACUCUCUCCUGGAGAAACGUGGAGCUUUAAUAGUUCGUCGGCUAUGUGUACUUCUGGAUGCUAAAAGAGUUUAUCUUGAACUGUCCACAUUACUUGAAGGGGAAUCAGAUUUGGAGUUUGCAUCUAUCAUGGUUCAGGCCUUAAAUUUGGUUUUACUUGCUUCAUCCGAGUUGUCCCACCUCCGAGAUCUUCUUAAACAAUCAUUAAUCAAUUCUGCUGGGAAAGACUUAUUUCUUUCUUUGUAUGCAUCAUGGUGCCAUUCGCCGAUGGCAAUAAUAAGCCUUUGCCUAUUAGUUCAGGCAUAUCAGCAUGCAAGUUCUGUUAUCCAAUCCUUGGUCGAGGAAGACAUCAAUGCCAAGUUCUUUGUCCAACUAGAUAAAUUGAUCCACCUUCUGGAGACCCCGAUCUUUGCUUACCUCAGACUGCAGGAAAGUAAUAGUCAUCCUUUCAGUAGUUUGAUUUUCCUAUUACUGUGGGGAGAUUUUCGUGGAAGAGGUAACCUAAAACCAAAAAACAUCCGAUUUUUUCCAGCAUUUCUAAUUGGUCGAGGAAAUGAGUUGUCUCCUUGUAUGGUCAUUGGCGAUUCUCACUUCAUGAGCUAGCUCUUGGGGUUGUCUUAGGCCCUAGGUCCAUUUCGUAUUAUGGUAUCAGAGCUUUGGCUGUGCAACAUACCAUUGGCAUAGGGAAGGAAGAAAUCGUCAUCGCGCAAUUUUUCGGUUCUGUAAAGGUACAUCAUUUCAGGAUUAAGCAAGGUAACAAGCAGAGAUCUUGGGUUUGAGUCUCACCCCCACCUAGUCAAGUAAAAGAAUUCUCACGUGCUUGGCUCGUGAAAAAGAAUCAAGUUCAGACGUAAGAGGGCGUGUUGAAGGCAUAAGUAAAUAAAAUGUGCUCUCUCUAUCAGGUUAAGCUUUUAGAUGAAAUGGUCGCACUAUUUAAAACCACCACAUGUUUCAUCACCCUCUGAUGAGCAAACCCUAGUGAACUGCUCCAUCAGACUCCAUCGCUCACGGAUCCACCAUAAGGUCUUGCUCCGGCGAGCGCGUCAGGUUAACGCGCAGGCGCGUGAAGGCUUUUCCGCGCAUCUUCAAAGGCUGAUCUCUUCUCCUUAAGGGUUGCCUACUCAUUCCGAGGCAACCCAUCCCAUUUUCUGUUGUCUCCGAUUACCAGAAGUAGUUAGUACUUCAAGUUACUUUUCUGACUAGAUCCAUUCUUGUUCUUGGUACCAAUGUUGGGUCCCUAUGUCAUUUUAUCACGCUCAAGUUAACCAAGCCUGGGCGUGCCAGGGAGGAGGAAGUGGGGUUGUUAUAUUGUCCCAAAUAGGUUGAGGAAAUGGGUUGUUGUCUCCUUAUAUGGUCUUGGAAACUCCUCGCUUCAUGAGCUAGCUUUACGAGUUGAGUUAGACCCAAUGUCCAUUUCUUGUCAACAUAUUUCUCUUUUACCCAUUUCAAGAUGCAUGAGUUGUUCCCUUUAUUUGGUACAAUCAUAGUAGUGGUGCUCUGGCAUAACUGGUAAAGUUGUUAUCAUGUGACCAGGAGGUCACGGGUUCAAGUCUUGGAAACAGCCUCUUGCAAAAAUGUAGGGUAAGGCUGCGUACUAUAGAGCCUUGUGGUCCAACCCUUCCCCGGACCCUGCGCAUAGCGAGAGCUUAGUGCACCGGGCUGCCCUUUUAUAGUAGUGGUGCUCUGGCAAAUUAUUUUGUGAUAGAUGAUGAGCAAUGCAAAUUGAGGAAAAAAGAAAAUACACUUUUUUUCUGUUAUCCUUCAGGAUUAAGUGCAUUUCAUUCGUUUUUGGUUCUGAGAAGUACUUUUUAAAGUGUUCAAAAGACUUGCAAACAUUUACCUGCCUGGCAAAUGAACAAGACAAAGAAAGAACAAAUUGGAGUUGAAAACUCAUGUUGUAACGAGUGGAACUCUUUUUUUAGUUGUCUUUGGUUAUAUAGAAACUAGAGUUAAUUGGAUAAACUCAUGUUCUUGUUCGUGAGGUCAGGUACAAGUUAAUUGUCUUUUUUCUUAAAAGCCUUUUUUGGAGCAUCUUAAUAGUUAUUUCU